GAUUGGCCAGAAUGGAUACAACAUCAUCAUUUAUAAAGUCAGUAACCAAGCGAGUGUGGUCCCCAACGCAGAGACCUUUCAGGAUUUGCAGCCACAACAGGGAGAUCAAGAAGGGCAUCACAGCCGGGACUCUGGAGGAGCUAAAAGAGAGAGUACGCCAGGCGAUGCUGCUCUCACUGGUGUCUCUGGUUUGUGAGGAGGAUGGAACAGAGGUAGGGUCCGAUGAAUUCCUCUCGACUCUGCCAGACAACUCUAUGAUCAUGGCCCUGGAGCCUGGACAGACAUGGCGACCCCAAACGGGUGCAGUUGAGAAGAUCAAGCCCAAGUCUGGAAAAGACAUCGCGAGUGUCACCUUUGACCUUUACAAGCUGAACGCAAGGGAUUUGUUUGGCUCUCUGAGCGUGAAGGCCACCUUUCAAGGACUGUACUCUGUGAGUGCUGACUUCCAGUGUCUGGGGCCCAAGAAAGUCAUCAGAGAAGCCCUUCGUAUGGCCUCCACCCUUCUCAACGCCGCAGGACACCUGCUCAUCACCUCCGCCUCCAUGAUCCGCCGCAUCAUUGAGGGCAUGGAGCUUUGGCAGCCACAAAAGGCAGAGUACACAACAACCUGGAAGUGACAACGCAAGUUCUUUUUUUAAAAGUAGACCUUAAAUUAUGCAAGCAAAAGAUACAUUUUGCAGAGAAUUAUGUACAUUUUAAACAAAGCCUCUGAUAUUUAGUACAACAUUCCCAAUUAUAAUGAUGAUUUUAUCUCCAUGACACCCCCUUCUAUGUGGACUGAAAAGGGCAUUUACUAGUGGUAGGUGGUGCAUUUCAUACCUAGGCCUUUGGUGGGGAACUUAAGUGACCCAGUACACUUAUUAAAACCACCACUAUCACUUCACAAUUAUACAAACCAUCAGUAAUAUAGAAAAACGCAAUAUAACAAGAAUUGGGGAUGAAUACCAUGAUUACGUAAGGAAGAAACCCAGUUACCUUUUAUCUUUGAGUACAGCAUCUCUAAAAAACUCCAAACCGCCACUACAACAUCCUCUAGAGCAGUUAACAAUCAAUAUUUAUCUAAUAACAUGACAAAAACGCAAAAAAAUUAAUAAAAUACAUCUCAUCCACCACUCACUUGUAAACACUGGUCUGGAAGACUUCCAGUGGAAGUGGCAAACAAACCCUUUCCAAGGCUGACGUGUGAGUUUAUGUGUAUAUAAAAUAUACAUAUAAACUCACGUAUUUGUUCAUAUAAUGCACACACAACGACAAACAACUCUGUCUGUCUCCUCUUCUCUAAACAAGAUCAAUUAAGUGCUGCUGUCCUGUGAUGAUGUGUUCAAGCGCACUCAUAACUUUGAGUGUUAGGCAUAGGCUUUCAGACAUCAACCAAUCAAUGUGACGUCAGUGUGGGCCAGCUAGCUGGUCUUGUGAGGUGAAUUUUUAAAUUUGAUUGGUUAAAAACACCGCCAUUGAUGAUAGUGUGUAUUUGUCAUGGGCCAACAAUCCUGAUUCUAAAGGCCCUGGGCAGAUUUAUGAAGGUUAAAGCGGACAAAAUAUGUGUAGCCUAGAGACACAGCUACAAAAUGAAGAUACCGGUAAUAGAUUGUUAGGGAUAAAUUGAGACAAUUUCUUUGAGCAAAUACUAUCGGUGCUUCUGAUAGUGUUGAGGGCCAGCAAAGACCUGGACACACCACUGCUACUUACCCUGUACAUUAUCCAACAACACUGUUUUUUCAAACAACACUGACACAAAUCUGAGAACAGGUUUUCAAAAAGCCGUAUUUGACAGUGUAAUAAAUAUUUAGAGUUUUGUGAUUUUGUUUCCUGAACUGGUGAUAAGGUCUGCCCUUUGCUACAUGUACACUUUGUCUUCACCAGUGAUGUCUAGUUCAUAUUUAAGAUCACUAACCGGAAAGAUUAUCGUAAAAUGUCUGGCCAUCUCCAAGAGCAUCUGAUGCAAGUGGUCCUCUGUGACAUGUGUUCGGAAGAUGACACCAGCACCUAGGGCCUGCAUGAAAUGUAAGAUCUCCUUGUGUGUCCAGCACCUCCAGGUCCACCUGACCACCCGUGUUGCAGCACACUCACUCUCUGACAAAGUCGACGGCCUUAGGUGGCACCCCCAAAUGUCCAAACUCCUGGAAUACUCGGAUGACCAGACGUGUGUUUGUGCAUUGCAUGUGUGGUUGAAGACCAGCAUCACUUGCACAACAUGAAGACCUUGUCCAUGGCCCACAAGAAGCUCAUGGAGGAGCUUAAAUCUGAGAAACAAGCAGUGUUACAGGGCAGUGUUGGGAGAAGAGGGAGCGACAGGAUAAGCUGCCAAAACAGCCAUCUCAUUGAGACUGUGACUAGUGUCUAGAGCACGCUCAUCAAAACCAGCCAGAGCAGCAUGCAAGCUGCUUAAAGGAAGACAUCUUUGGCUUCCUGCAGCUGUACUCUCAGGUGCAUUAGGAUGUACAGACAACCAAGGCUGCAAAUCUGAGACAAUCUGCAAAUCUUUCCAACAACUGCAACUGGUUUGUUGGUUUAUGUGACACAUCUCUGAUUAGAACUCCUCGGAUGGAAUGGCCUACAGCAGGGAUGUCAAACUCGUGCCAUGGAGAGCCGAGACGCUGCAGGUUUUCUUUCCAGCCAGUCACUAAAGCAGGUGAUUUUAA
Messenger RNA from Dunckerocampus dactyliophorus (ringed pipefish), 2642 nucleotides. It is a transcript of the gene cideb, whose product is annotated as cell death inducing DFFA like effector b. Gene Ontology annotation, biological process: apoptotic process; regulation of apoptotic process. NCBI's taxonomy places the organism in Eukaryota, Metazoa, Chordata, Actinopteri, Syngnathiformes, Syngnathidae. The coding region runs from base 12 to 617 and encodes 201 amino acids. The record is from RefSeq and is a predicted model, not a curated record. The transcript is spliced from 5 exons.